AUGUCUUCUGGUCUACAUGAACUUGGUGAAACUAGUAAAAGCAAUGAAAAUUUCAAAGAUUUGGUAAGGAAGUACUGUCAUGACGGUCGAAGGUUUAGUGAUGACUGUCAUUAUGCUUUAUACAUCAAAACAUUAGAUCGGAAAAUACCCAACAAAGAAGUACAGCAGAAUAGAUGUAGUCAUUUCUCGGAUAUUGGAGCACUUUGUGAAACAUGUGCAAGACAUCCAUUUGUUAAUGGUACCUGCUUGAAAGUUACCAAUCAGAGGACAGUAUUUGAUUCGAAUAUACUUCAUUCGCUUACAGUAACAGAUUGCAGUACACUUUCACCGGAUGAAACAAUAAUCGAGAAAUUUUGUCGAAUAUGUCACAGUUUUGGUAGUUCCGGAGAUCCGCUUAUUUCUCCAUGUCGUUGUACCGGUUCCUUGAAGUACGUCCAUAUAUCAUGCCUCCUACAUUGGUUGACGAUUUGUGCUCAUAAAUUGAAGCGUCCAGCAGCAUGUGAGCUUUGUCUUUACAAAUACCGCCUACGAAAUGUCGUCGAUUGGCAAAAUUUACGUUUACCAUCGAUUUCAAGACAUGAUUUACGUUAUCUGAUAGUGUUUACCAUAGCUGCUGCGCUAAUGUUCCUGUCCUCAGUUAUAUCAUUGAUUUGUUUUUGCAUUGAAAGGAAUUUAGUAAGAAACGAUACGAUGGAUAGCAGUCCUGAAAUGGUUGUGAAAGCAAAUGGUAGCAAAUGGGAAACUUUGCUGAGCUCAUCCACUUUUCUUCCCGCAUUUAUCUUCUUUCUGUCUUUUUUUGUUGCUAUAUAUGCUCACGUCAAGGCUGGUCAUCCUAUGUAUUAUUCUGGUUACUUCUAA
Molecule: messenger RNA, 858 nt
Organism: Loa loa (African eye worm)
Lineage: Eukaryota; Metazoa; Nematoda; Chromadorea; Rhabditida; Onchocercidae
Exons: 6
Coding region: 1-858 (285 amino acids)
Molecular function (GO): zinc ion binding
Source: RefSeq, a predicted model, not a curated record